UCUCGUUUUCAAAGAUGCACAGGAUAAGAUCGGCCCAGGUGACCCUGGGACUUUGCUCUGCUCCUCUGCAGGACCCAGCCCGGGCACUUGCCUGUCAGGAGAAGCCAUCAUGGGACGUUCAGCUGUCCUCCUCGCUGUGGCUCUGGCCACCCUCCUGGCUCCAGAAGCCGGGGCGCCCAUCCGCAGGCCAGGCUUCCAGAACAAGCUGUUCCUCGUGUCCUUUGAUGGCUUCCGCUGGAACUAUGACCAGGACGUGCACACCCCCAACCUGGAUGCCACGGCGAGAUACCGAGUGAAAGCUCAAUACAUGACCCCGGCCUUCGUCACCAUGACCAGCCUGUGCCACUUCACCUUGGUCACUGGCAGGUACAUCGAGAACCACGGCGUGGUCCACAACAUGUACUACAACACCACCAGCAAGGUGAAGCUGCCCUACCACGCCACACUGGGCGUCCAGAGGUGGUGGGACGACGGCAGCGUGCCCAUCUGGAUCACGGCCCAGAGGCGGGGCUUAAAGACCGGCUCCUUCUUCUACCCCGGUGGGAACGUCACCUACCAAGGCAUGGCCAUGAUGCUGAGCCGGGAGGAAAGCAUCCUGCACAACUACAAAGACGAGGAGGAGCGGAGGGCCAACAUCGACACGGUGCUGAAGUGGUUCACGGAGGAGGGCCUGCACCUGGUCACACUCUACUUUGGAGAUCCAGACUCCACUGGCCACAGGUAUGGCCCCGAGUCCCAGGAGAGGAAGGAGAGGGUGAGGCAGGUGGACAGAACCGUGGGCUACCUCCGGGACAGCAUCAGGCACAGUGGCCUGCAGAGCAGCCUCAACCUGAUCAUCACGUCCGACCAUGGCAUGAGCACUGUCAACAAGAUAGCCGGCGACCUGGUGGAACUCCACAAGUUCCCCAACUUCACCUUCAAGGACAUUGAGUUCGAGCUCCUAGACUACAGACCAAAUGGGAUGCUGCUUCCCAAGGAAGGGGUGCUGGAGGUGUACAAGGUCCUCAAGGAUGCCCACCCCAAACUCCACGUCUACAAGAAGGAGUCCUUCCCCAAGUCUCUCCACUACACCAAUAACCGCAGGGUCACCCCCCUGCUCAUGUACAGUGACCCUGGCUACGUCAUCCACGGGAGAGUGAACAUGCUGUUCAACAAUGGGGAGCAUGGCUUCGAUAACGAGGUCAUGGACAUGAAGACCAUCUUCUGGGCCGUGGGCCUCGGCUUCCGGAGGGGCCUGGAGGUGGAGCCCUUUGAGAGCGUCCACGUGUACGAGCUCAUGUGCAAGCUGCCGGGCGUCGUGCCCGAGGCCAACGAUGGGCUCCUCAGCAUCUUGCUGCCCACGUUGCGCUCUGGUGAGGCAUCCCUCCACCCGCACCCAUUCCACUGCCAGGCUGCUCCCAGCACAUACUUGUUCUUCCAGGCCCCCCUCUUCCAGGAAGCCUGCCGAAGCCUCCCACAAGGCCCUGAGCCCGCCCUCUCGCUGUGA
Messenger RNA from Ceratotherium simum simum (southern white rhinoceros), 1486 nucleotides. It is a transcript of the gene ENPP7, whose product is annotated as ectonucleotide pyrophosphatase/phosphodiesterase 7. NCBI's taxonomy places the organism in Eukaryota, Metazoa, Chordata, Mammalia, Perissodactyla, Rhinocerotidae. The record is from RefSeq and is a predicted model, not a curated record.